AAUAUCCACCAAUCAGACACUAUGUUAUAUAGCACAGUAGGUCGUACCGCUUCCGGUAUCAACUUCCGGUGCAGAGCAGAGGAAGGGGAAGAGGAACAACAGAACACAGACAGACCUGAGCCUAAACACACAGAAAAGACAGAACAGCAGCCCACAAUCGCGAUAAUGAGUCGUUUGUACGACAACCAGCCGUUAAUGUCCAUUCCAGUCCAGACUCACCAGCUGACAACUGUAUGGAAUCCCAGCAACUACCAAAAAGGUGCAGGAGUGCUGGUGGAGGGAAGGAUCGAGGGCAGGUCCAGACAUGUCAUCAUUGAUCCCAGUCAGACCAAGUUCAGGUAUUGCGUGCUGCAUGUCCACCCCACCCAAGCCCAUCGCAGGAAGUUUGAUGCAGCCGGGAAGGAGGUCGAACCAAACUUCAGUGACACUUGGAAGGUUAACACAGGCUACCUGCACUCAUCAUACAAAGUGGAAGCCAGGGGUCAGACCGACAGGCUGACCACAGAAGAGCUGGAGGCAGUGGUGAUGUCAGCUGAGCUGGACCACCUGACACAGCAGGUCAAGAGACACGGCUGUCUGUCCUUCUGGGUCCAGGAGGAGGAGCUGGCAGGGAUGGAGCUGAACACCGGGGACAACGUCAGAUUAAAAACCAGGGGAGAUGGACUCUUCAUUUAUAAUGUUGCCCAGCUGGACGGGGCAACAUCGCAGGUCUCCAACUUUGCUGGGGGCAACAUGGUGGGGGCAUCAUGGACAGAGAAGGUCAUGGCUGUGAAGAGGGACCAGCAAGAACAGAGGGACGAAGAGAACCAGGGGGUGGAUGAAGACGAAUGGGAUGACUAGAGGGAUCAACCAAAGGGUGAAAGAGAGAAUAAGGAGUGACAGCAGAAUAUUUUUCACUAGCUAGCAGCAUGCCUUAUUCUAACCCAGCUUAAUGCCAAGUACAAGUACAGAGGAAAACAACAUGACAAGCUAUUGUCAUAUUGGUUAUAAUUCAUCAUAAUAAUGCUGCAGGCAUAUAAUAUAUUUUUUCAUUAAUAACUCUUCAUUUUAUAGUACUACUAUUGUAUUAGUACAAUUUCCAUACACUGUACAAGAAGUCAAAGGAAACAGCAAGACUUGUUCACAAGUGUUGGUCUGUUAAAACAAUGUGGUCUUCAUUUUGCACAACAUGUUCAUAAAUAUACACCUUUACAUUUACU
This is a messenger RNA of Branchiostoma belcheri (Belcher's lancelet), 1199 nucleotides long. Its product is annotated as arpin-like. Gene Ontology annotation, biological process: negative regulation of actin nucleation. Lineage: Eukaryota; Metazoa; Chordata; Leptocardii; Amphioxiformes; Branchiostomatidae. The transcript has 6 exons. Bases 22 to 840 code for a protein of 272 amino acids. The record is from RefSeq and is a predicted model, not a curated record.